This is a messenger RNA of Ilex paraguariensis (yerba mate), 2489 nucleotides long. The record is from the annotation of a GenBank genome assembly. NCBI's taxonomy places the organism in Eukaryota, Viridiplantae, Streptophyta, Magnoliopsida, Aquifoliales, Aquifoliaceae.
CGUGUAAACCCUCGGGCACAACACCGUGUUCCGACCCAUUUUUCUUCCCACGAAAAUUCUCCGAAGGUUGUGAUCACAAAGAAGAGGAAAACGUAGAGAGAGAGUGAAAUUCAAGCUUUGUGAUUGUAAUCACUCGCCGGAAAAACAUCACACAGUUGUAACAAAAAAGAAACGAACAUGGCUCCGGCGAUGUCGAAACUUGCCGUUAAUGACUCCACUGGUUUUGAACUAAGUCAUAGAGAUCACUCAAACAGAUGGCAAGAACGUUCACCGACGGAGUUUCUUAGUGCCUGCGAGAACGAUGUGGUGGAGUUCGUGAGACAGGCAAUCCAAAAACGCCCAGAACUCGCAAGGUACACAGACAGCAAUGGUUACAGUGGUUUGCACUUCGCUUGUGCAAAUGGGAGCAUUGAGGUCGUGAAGGAGCUGGUCAAACAUGACCCUCAGCUAUGUCUUCUGUGGGACGAGCACGGUCGAAUUCCACUUCAAAUUGCGGCGAUCUUCGGAAACAUAGAAGUUCUGAAACUGUUAGUCAAGGAUUGUCCAGAAUCUAUUACUUUAGAGUCUGUUGCUUGGGUAACCCUUUUUCGUGAAACUACUUUUCACUUGGCCCUGAAAAACGAUCAAUGGGAUUUCUUUGAAGCGUUGAUUACAGAGAUUGAGAAGCGCAAGUUGGAUCAGGAGGACCUUCUGAACUUAAAGGACAACAAUGGCGACACCGUCCUCCAUAUUGCAUCCGAUAAGGGGCAAACUCAGAUAAUAAGUUUGUUGCUCAAGAACAAUGCUAGAAAAGGUCCUUUGGUGCAAGUAGACUUCAAGAACAAGAAGGGCUUCACAGCCUCAGACCUUUAUUGUCAAACAAGUUCUGGAAGGUAUAUCCUCCAACUCUUCCAUGAAGCUGCAGCACAGCAGAAAGUUCCAUUGCAAUCCCAAUCACCACCACCGAAAUCCACUAUUAUGGACGGGUUGAUGCCGGCUAGCAUGUCCCUUCAAGCAAUGUCUGUGCUUGUGACGGUUUUCAUUUUCUUCGCAGGGGCUGCCUAUCAAGUUCUUUCGAGUUAUGGCAAUGUUUACCCACUCCACCAACUGGCUAAAAAUGGUACAAUCAGUUUUAUAGGUAUGCUCUCGGAUCCAGAUUUAAUACCAGAUGGCUUCUAUUUCAUUCUAUUCAAUACGGUGGCGUUUGUCCUAAGCAUGGUGGUGAUACUGUUGGCAAUAUGGUUGCUGGACAGCCCAUGGUCAUUUAUUGUUCGAGGAGUUAUGCUUGUUCUGGUAAGCACAAUAUCCUUCGCAUAUGCAAUUAUGGUGAAGAGGGUUGUGCCUCACUUCUUAGUGAGUAUCAUUGGCUCUUUUAAGGUCUCAAGCUUUUUGGCUGUGUGGUUAUUUGAUCUAGGUUUGAUGAUCCUUUUAUUUGUAGUGGGACUCAUAGUUAAAAAGAUUGUUAGUAACACCCAACCAUAGCACCUCGGUCACUGUUGACCAAAGCAUUUGACCUCUGACCCCCGUGCUUGGCUCUAACCUCUGACUCUGUCCUUAGCCUUGGCCUCGGACCUUUGGCAUCUAACCACUAACCCCAGUUCUCGAUCUCAGCCCUCUAGCAUAUAUCCUCAGACAUCUAGCCUAUAUACUCAGACUUGGACAUACCAUCAGCCUCAGACUCGGCCUCUGUUGAUCUUGGCAACUGCCUUUCUGUCCUCAACUUCAGACAUUUGACCUAAGUCCUUGGUCUUAGACGUACCAGUAGCAUUGGCAUCUCGAUGAUGGACCUCAGUCUCUUUUGACCUUGGCUUUGAUGCUUGUCCUUGACCUCGGGCAUCGACCUCUGUUGAAUGUUUGUCCUCAACCUCCUCAACCUCGGACCUCGACCUCUGUUGACCUUGGCUUUGCGUUAUGUGUCCUCGUCUCUGUUUAGCUUUGCAUUAUGUGUCAUCGUCCUUGGACAUCAGCAUUUAUUGACCUUGGCUUUGAUGUUUGUCCAUGGCCUCAAAUCUCAGCCACUGUUGACAUUGACUUUGAUGUUUGUCCUUGGCCACGGAUCUUGGCCUCCAUUGUCUUUGGUUUUGAUAUUUGUCCUCAGCCUCGGACCUCGACCUUGAUGCUUACGGUUGGUGCCGGACCUUAGCCUCUAUUGACCUUAGGUUUGAUGUUUGUACCCGGCCUUUGUUGAUCUUGGCUUUAACGUUGUUCCCAGCCUAUGUUGACAUCAAGUUCCGGCCUCUAUUGACCUAGGCUUUAUAUGGUAUGCUGUAUAAAGAGUUGUAAGAAAAAGGAUACAGCUAUGAGAGAAGAUGGUUCAUUCUUACCGGCUAUACUUUAUUCUUAAACUCUUAAUUUGUAUUCCAUGUUUAUUUGUAUAAACAGAUAAUAUGUGGAGAGAAUGUGGUUUACUCCCACGAGUGCUUUCUGUAUUGUUAGAUUUGGUUGCUUAUACAUUGAUUCUUAAAAGGAGGAGUUCUGUACUGAAGAAACCAAAUUUCACUACUGAUGAG